Zingiber officinale is the source of this 2765-nucleotide messenger RNA. RefSeq names its product probable xyloglucan glycosyltransferase 9. The coding region runs from base 317 to 2416 and encodes 699 amino acids. Gene Ontology annotation, cellular component: Golgi apparatus. Lineage: Eukaryota; Viridiplantae; Streptophyta; Magnoliopsida; Zingiberales; Zingiberaceae. The record is from RefSeq and is a predicted model, not a curated record. The transcript has 5 exons. Gene Ontology annotation, molecular function: glycosyltransferase activity.
UCUGGUGCCCUUUGUCGUGCUCUUCUUAUUGCGGGAAACAGCGCGGCAGCCUCUCUACCUCCUCCAACCUGUACUCGGUUCCCACACUCCGCUAGAUCACGCCUCUGACCAAUCCCCUGCUUCCUCCUUAAAUCUCCGUCUUCUCCCUCGCUCAAAAAUCCCUCCUUGGCUUUGCUAGCCCUGCCGGAGUUCGCCGCAUUGCUGCCGGAAGCGUUUUUCUACCCGAAUUCGCUUGGUUCUUGCCCGGAACCGGUCGGCGACGCCGGAUUUACUAAAAAGGUGGGAUCUUGAUUGCGGUUUAGAGGUGGUAUAAGUAAUGGCGCCGUCGUUCGGUUGGUGGGACACCGAGGGCCAAAAGGGGACGCCGGUGAUCGUCAAGAUGGAAAACCCCAACUGGUCCAUCUCUGAGAUAUCCUCCCUUGACGACGAAGACGACGACUACCAGUUCCCCGCUGCGUCCCCGGGGAAGAAAGGCGCGCGGGGGAAGAACGCAAAGCAGAUCACCUGGGUUCUCCUUCUCAAGGCCCACCGCGCCGCGGGGUGCCUCACCCAGCUGGUAUCUGGCGCCGUCGGGCUCGCGGCCGCCGUGCGCCGCCGGAUCGCCUCCGGGCAUACGGACUCUGACGCCGUCGCCUCCCCACAGGAGGAAAGCCCCGUGCUGCGCUCGCGGUUUUACUCCUUCAUAAAGGCCUUCCUUUGGCUCUCCCUUGCCUUGCUCGUCUUCGAGGUCGUGGCGUACUUCAACGGCUGGCACUUGACCGCCGCCGAGAUGCCGCGCCUGGUUCUCCCCUCAUCCUUUGAUUUCCAAGGACUCUUAAUGUCGCUCUACGCUGGUUGGUUAAGCUUCCGGGUGGACUAUAUCGUGCCGCCGCUUCAGUUCCUCGCCGACGCCUGCGUCGUUCUCUUCCUCAUACAGAGUGCCGACCGCCUAAUCCUCUGCCUCGGCUGCUUCUGGAUCCGCUUCAAAGGGAUAAAGCCAGUGCCCAAGAGCGCCACCGGCGACUCCAAGGAUCUCGAGUCCGGCAGUGACGACUACUGCCCCAUGGUUCUGAUCCAGAUACCAAUGUGCAACGAGAAAGAGGUGUACCAGCAAUCGAUCGCUGCUGUGUGCAAUUUGGACUGGCCAAGAUCCAAUAUGCUGAUUCAGGUGUUGGACGACUCCAGCGACCCCGCGACGCAGGUUUUGAUCAGGGAGGAAGUGGAGAAGUGGAAGCAGGAUGGUGCCCCGAUCUUGUACCGCCACCGUGUGCUUCGCGAUGGCUACAAAGCCGGCAAUCUCAAGUCAGCGAUGAAUUGUAGCUACGUCAAGGAUUAUGAGUUCGUCACCAUCUUCGAUGCUGACUUCCAGCCGUCGCCGGACUUCUUGAAGCGCACCGUGCCUCAUUUCAAGGACAACGAGGAGUUGGGAUUGGUGCAGGCAAGAUGGUCCUUCGUCAACAAAGAUGAGAACUUGCUGACCAGGCUUCAGAACAUUAACCUCUGCUUCCACUUUGAGGUGGAGCAGCAAGUGAACGGGGAGUUCCUCAACUUCUUUGGGUUCAACGGAACCGCCGGAGUUUGGAGGAUCAAGGCACUGGAAGACGCAGGAGGGUGGCUGGAGAGGACGACAGUCGAGGACAUGGACAUUGCUGUCCGAGCUCACCUCAACGGAUGGAAGUUCAUAUACCUCAACGACGUCGAGUGCCAAUGUGAGUUGCCGGAGUCCUACGAGGCUUACAGGAAGCAGCAGCACCGGUGGCACUCCGGACCUAUGCAGCUAUUCAGGCUUUGCUUGCCGGACGUUAUCAAAUCCGAGAUUGGGUUCUGGAAGAAAUCAAACUUGAUAUUUCUGUUCUUCCUGCUCCGGAAACUGAUAUUGCCUUUCUAUUCCUUCACGUUGUUCUGUAUCAUUCUCCCAUUAACCAUGUUCGUCCCGGAGGCAGAGCUCCCGUCAUGGGUCGUCUGUUACAUUCCGGCGACCAUGUCCUUACUCAACAUUCUCCCCGCCCCCAAAUCCUUCCCUUUCAUCGUCCCUUACCUUCUCUUCGAGAACACGAUGUCCGUGACCAAGUUCAACGCGAUGAUCUCGGGUCUCUUCCAGCUCGGCAGCGCCUACGAGUGGGUUGUCACCAAGAAGUCCGGCCGCUCGUCGGAGGGUGAUCUUACUUCUCUCACGAAGGAUGAACCCAAGCAGCAACGAGGCUCCUCCAUGCCCAACCUUGAAUCCAUUGCGAAGGAAGAUCUCAAGCCGAAAAAGGAGUCGAAGCGCAGGCAUAACAGGAUCUACCGGAAGGAGUUAGCCCUCGCUUUCCUUCUCUUAACUGCCGCCGCUCGCAGCUUGCUAUCGGCCCAGGGCAUCCACUUCUACUUUCUCCUGUUCCAGGGGAUCGCUUUUCUACUCGUCGGUCUGGAUUUGAUAGGCGAACAGAUCGACUGAGAAUUGGUGUGAGUUGCUUUACAAGAUCCAGAUCGAAUCUUUAGUUCGGAGCAGCAAGAGCACAGCUGAAUGCUCCUUCAAGAGAGGUUCUGAAAACACUUUCCAAUUAAAGAUGUAGAUAGUUUCAGUCUUGAGUUGUUCGGUGCCGGAAUUCCUUCGAGUAUCAUUCAUUUUAUAUCAAAAUUUUGCUGUUGAGAAGGCAAUUCCAGGUUACCUUUACAAAAGAUUCAGUUUUUAUUUUUUUAAAGUCGAACCAAUGAUUUCUUUCAUAUCUGACUGAUGUAUUUCUCAUUGUUUGUCAUUGUUCUUCAUCUGAGUAGACAAAUAUACAACUCCUUCAAUUGACUUG